Molecule: messenger RNA, 2704 nt
Organism: Glycine soja
Lineage: Eukaryota; Viridiplantae; Streptophyta; Magnoliopsida; Fabales; Fabaceae
Product: putative pumilio homolog 8, chloroplastic
Exons: 5
Coding region: 510-2381 (623 amino acids)
Biological process (GO): post-transcriptional regulation of gene expression
Cellular component (GO): cytoplasm
Molecular function (GO): mRNA binding
Source: RefSeq, a predicted model, not a curated record
AGAGAGAAGAAGCAGCACCCACCUGUUAUGCCCUACUGCUCUCAGAAAAGUGCCCUUUUUGGCUGAAAAAAACGGCUAGUGCAGUUGCAGUGUGGUAGUGGUAGUGCUGAUUUUCCCUGAACCGUACCCUACCCUUGUCCCUAUCAAAUAACCCAAAACCUCUUUCUGUAUCCCUGAGUUUCUCGCUCCCACCCUUUCUCCCAAAUGUGCCACAAAUCCUCACAGAACUGAUUCACACUCACCACGCUACUACUCUGUUUUUACCCUAACCGACCAGUACUGCCACCUGUCCACAAAAACACCAUCAUUUCAUUUCCCACUCUUUUCUAUUUCUAUUUCCUAUGUUUUCACUCCAAUUUAUUCCUAUUCCCCUGUUUUUUCUCAUUUUGCCACUCUCCAUUCAAAACCCUGUUGCUCAUAUUUGAAUCCUCUUUCUCUUCUUUCAUCUUUGUCUUUUUACUUCCCUUCUUUCUUUUGGGUUUUUGAUCAAAAUAUCCGAAAAAUACGCCAUGAGAAACGAAGAGCUAGGAGGAAUGUGGUUGAACCGGUUUUCCAAUCUUAAUACACUCAACAACACCCCCCUUCACCGUGGCCACGUCACCUCACAACCACAAUCUUCUUCGAGUGUUUUCUCCAUGAUCCAUGAUGAUUGUGUUGAUGUUGAUGUGACGCUGUCUAAUGAUUUUGCUAGAAUGAGUGUUUUUAACAAACUAGGGAAUGUUGGUGUCAAAGCCAGAGGAAAUGGUUAUGGAUAUGGUGCUAAUGUUAUGGACUCAUCAUACCCACAUGCAUUCUCACACUCACUUUGUUCUUUUGAUGCACAUGUUCAUGAAGAAACGGGUACCCCAUUACCUAUUUGGGGUGUUUCAGUUUCUUCUGAUUUGAAGGGACACACUUUUGGACCCCCAAUGGAGUUUUCUUCUCAUACCCAAAGGAGUAACCCUUGUUAUGGACAGGUUCCACUUCAGAACCCUUUUCAUGCUACAAGGCCUUUUGCAAUGGACUGUGAUGUGAAAAGUCCCUUUCUGAUGCAACAACAACCCAAGGUUGCUAUGAAUGUUAACACUCCAUCUUCACAUUACUUCCCUGCAGCAAAAGAAAGAGGAACGACAAGGGUAGCUGUAAACCCCAAUGGUGGUGAUUUUUCUCAUUCUAGAGAGGACCCUUUGGGGUUUCAAUGUGAUGGUGGUUUUAUCUUGCAAGAGAAGGAUGUGAAAUGUUGUAAUGGUUGUAGAGGCUGCAAUUCUUUGUGGGGUUGCAAUGAGAGUUUAUCCUUACCAGUUCAAGAAGUGGGAGUGGGUGAGGAACUUCCUCAGCACAUUCCUUCUCGUGUUGCUCCCACUAAGCACGAAAAGAAUGGUGUUCUCACGAGCGACGUUUCACCUUCUUCGCAGCCGUUGUUGUACAAUUUUAGUCCUUUGGCUAAGUUCCAAGGCUACAUUUAUUACCUGGCUAAGGAUCAGAACGGUUGCCGCUUCCUGCAGAGGAUGAUUGAUGAGGGCACCUCCGAAGAUGUGCUAGUAUUGUUCAAUGGAGUCAUAGAUGAUGUUGUUGAGCUUAUGAUUGACCCUUUUGGGAACUACCUCGUGCAAAAGCUGCUUGAUGUGUGUGGAGAAGAUGAAAGGUUGCAGGUUGUGUCAAUGUUGACUGAAGAACCAGGGCAGCUAGUCAAAACCUCUUUGAAUCUACACGGGACUCGGGUGGUGCAGAAGUUGAUCACCACUGUGGACUCUAGAAAACAAAUUGCAAUGCUGAGGUCUGCCAUUCAAUCUGGUUUUCUUGCCCUUAUUAAGGAUCUGAAUGGAAAUCAUGUCAUACAGCGUUGCUUGCAAUACUUUAGCUGUAAAGAUAAUGAGUUUAUUUUUUAUGCUGCUACAAAGUUUUGUGUGGAAAUAGCUACUCAUCAACAUGGGUGUUGUGUACUACAACGUUGCAUUGAUUAUUCCACCGGAAAAUACAAAGAUAUGCUGGUAAAGGAAAUAUGCAGACAUGGGCAUCUCCUUGCUCAAGAUCCAUUUGGAAAUUAUGUUGUUCAGUAUAUUAUAGAGAUGGAGAACCCAAGUGCCUCAUUGAAACUGCAUUCUCAGUUCAAAGGGAACUACGCCAACCUCUCAAUGCAAAAAUUUAGCAGUCAUGUAGUUGAAAAAUGCCUCGUGCAUAUUGUAGAGAUCAGGUCAAGGAUAGUCCAAGAAUUGUCGUCUUUUCCUCACCUUGAGCGGUUGCUACAAGACCCAUAUGCCAACUAUGUUGUUCAACGUGCUCUCGGAGUGACCAAGGGCUCUCUGCAUGCAUCUCUAGCCGAAGCUGUUCGCCCCUACAAAACAUUGCGCAGCAGCCCUUAUUGCAAAAGGAUUUUCUCGAGGAACCUGCUUAACAAGUGAUGUGUGACUGGUAGCUAGAUAAGAAGAUAUGUUGUUUUGUUCACUUGAGUUACUAACUAGUUUUCUUUUCUCCUAAUUAAGUCCCUCCUAGUUUUAUACUUUAAUGUCGUGGCCACUAGUAUAUUUUGUAUGUAUGUAUGCCUACUUGAGUGUCUAAGAAUCUGUGAGCCAAAUAUACUAGAAACAAGUUUGACCUAGCUAGCCUCUAAUCAUCCCAUGUGAUCCAGGGGUCUGAAAGUUUCAAAGGCAAGUUUGUUUUCCAAUGGAUCAGUGAUGCAUGGUACAUCCUAUAUAUGAUGUUAUAUUUCUAGUUUCUAUAUAGA